Molecule: messenger RNA, 351 nt
Organism: Aspergillus calidoustus
Lineage: Eukaryota; Fungi; Ascomycota; Eurotiomycetes; Eurotiales; Aspergillaceae
Source: the annotation of a GenBank genome assembly
AUGAUGUUUCCCUCGGACAACGUUAUCGCCAACGCCUUCUCCUCGCAACACCCGUUGAAGCGGGAGCCGCAGAAUGCGGGAGCUGCGGAGAUGAGGAGGCGGGAUCCAUUUCCGGCAUGGAGUGUGAUCGAAGAUACCAAGAAGAAGGCAGACGCCAUCGGCAAAGAAGCGGCCCGAGAGUUCGAUAUUGUGAGCCAGAAAGCGCAGGCCAAGACUGGUAAGAUCGAGCCAUGGAGUGCUAAGUACUAUGCCGCCUGUACCUUUGGUGGAAUGUUAGCUUGUGUAUGGAUAACCUCUUCAGUUUGUGUUAUGGAGACUGACUAUGAUAGGGCCUCACCCACACUGCCGUGA